CUUGGUUGUGGUGGUUGGGUUAUGGUUGUGGCGCUUGUGGUUGUGGAGAAACAAGGUAGAUAAGUAGAGUGAAGGCAGGGCAGUAAAAUAAUUUCACCACAAUUUUGUCCCCCAGGGAGUCGCAGGGGGAGGUUAAGGAUGUGGGUUAUAGCGGCAUUCAGAGGGGAAGGGUUGUGCUUGGUUGUGGGGGUUGAGUUCCGGUUGUGGCUAUUAUGGUUGUGGAGGACUGAAGGAGAUAAAGAGGUUGAGUGAAGCCCAGGAAGGCUCACCCCGCUGCCUUCACCUCGAAAUGGCGGCUCAGAAUCAUCUUUUUAAUCACUUUUCACCAUUCAGUCAACCCCAUUUAAGGUCAGGCUAGCUAGAACCAUCCACUCUUGACCCCACCAAGCCGGGAGUGUCAACUAAAAGGGGUCAACCUGAUUUAUUGGCUUGGUUAACGUUUGGUUGGUCUGCCAGAGGACGCCCAGACCCUCUCAUGGCGCUGGCCUCGUCCCCACACCACCUCCGGGAUUGAAUUUCACCACAACAUUUUUAUUUCUCCAUGCUGUGCUGGCGGCAGCGUUAUGCACCUGCCGCACCUCUCCCCCACAGGUCUUGCCGGCAGAGCCUCCUCCGUUGACUCAAUGGACGAUGAUUCCUCAGGCUCAGUCAUGGGGUACGGAAACCCGUAUCUUGCAUCCGGCAUGUCCAAGGAGAUAGGGAACAACCUGACGCAGGACCCGGACGCUGCGUACCGCUAUGUGGGCAAGCUGAACGCACAGAAACACGACAGUGGCAGCUGGAAGAUGGACAAGCUGUGCGAUGGCCGGAGCAAUGACAGCACGGGGCUGGGCCACUGGCUUGAUGGAGGGGAGGAGGUUCAGGAGACAGACCUGGAUGCCAGUGAGGGGGAGGGGGAGAAGCAAAGCACAGAGGAGGAGAAGUACAACGCUGACGAGGAGGACAGGUUCAGCACGGAGGAGGAGGAGGCCAAGUACGUUGAGGAAUUUGACUCCAGCACAGAGGGGACAGCAAGGGAGAGUGGGGACGAAGAGAGAGCCCCAAGGGAGGAGACCUUUCUACUUGAGCCAAACUGCCUUGCUCCGUCAUGGCUUGAGGCCAAAAUCCCUACCCAGAGCGGCCUGACAUCUCGGAGGAAGUUGCUCUGGGAUGGCGGAGAGGACAGGGGUCUGGGGUCUGGUGAGGGCUGGCCCAGUAGCAGUAGCAGGGAAGCUGAGCAUAGUGUGACGGAGAGUGAGGAGGAGAGUGGGGUGGAGCUAAGAGGAAAGAAAGAAGACACCUCCACAGAGUCACCAAAUGCCUGCCCUGUCCUCUGCUUUGAUGAGUAUGGUAACCUGAUGACCUCCUACCAAAACCCAAAUGGGGAUGAGAAACCUGGACCAGCUGCUGCCCUCCCCACACCCCAAACCAGGACUGAGGAGAAGCCGGAGCCUGCCUUGAGUACGGAGACACCCACCAACAGCCCCUCCCCCAAGGCACUGCGAUCCAGGACCAAAGUGUCGCCGGAAACCACGGAGAACGCUGUGACUUCACCGCUGUCAGAACAGGAGCUGCGCCAGGCCUUCAAGGAGGAAUACAACACGGCCGCCACCAGUCGCUAUGGCCGGGCUCGCAAGCGGAAGACAGUCGACGGCUUCUUCUUCGGCACCAUCAACUUCAAUGAGCUGAGGAAGAUCACCUCCGGGAGCCCCAAGAAGGCCAGCAAGGGUGGCUCUAAGAACAACAGCCCCGACCAGAAAGUCAAGGCCAAGGAAGAGGCGCGGCCAAGUCUCCCGGCCGGGCCAGAGAUCAAGAGCCUGAAGGACCUGAAUCAAAAUGGGAUUGAGAUACCGGACAGUCACCCCAUCAAUGGGGAGGUGGAGGCUCCCACCCCUCCCCUGGAAGCAGUACAAAUGGACCAAGCCAAAGAAUCUACCUUCACAGUACAAAACAAAGAACCACAGGCCAAGGAGAAUCCGGCCGGCCGCCGCCGCAGCGCUGCAUCAACCGUGGCCUCAGCAACCCUAACCACUGCCAUAACCAGGAGGGAGGGAGCCAAGCCCAAGCCUGCACAGGAAGGGACAGCCACCUCCAAGGCUACAACCACUGCCAAGAGUGUUGAUUCCAGCGAGUUCGGCAUCGCAGGAACAAGCCAGCGGCCGCCAGCCCCAAGGAGAGCACGCAACCAGAGGCGGCGCAGGACCAGGGCCUCUGUGGACUCUGCGGCACCUUGGCCACGACGGCCAUUCCGCUCCUUGCGUCUGGCUGCUGCCCAGGCCAGCCAGGUGGCCCCACCACCACCACCCCUGAGCCAGCUGGAGGCCAACCAACACUUACCCAUCAGCCUGGAAGGACUCAAGGAAGAACCGUCUGCAGAAGAGCCGACCACUGUCAAGGAGGAACCAUUAGAGGAGGAGCUGGUGAGUGUUAAAAGUGAACCACUUGAAGAGGACGGGCAGCUCGGCAUCUCAGACUACACACUUGACAUGCACAGUGACGGCCAGGAGAUGUCAGGCCCUACCCGGAGGAGUACCAGUCGCAGGGCUUCAGAUGCCAAGCCACCUGAGGAAAAGGCAUCUUCCAUCACCAAGUCUGGCCGUAUCAUCAAGAAGCCACAGCUGAUGGACAUAUCGAAUGAAGCCAAGCGACAGAAAGAGACCAGGGAGCAGCAGAGGCUGAACGAGGCCCUCAUCAGCUCAAGCCUAGAGGAGGAGCUUGCCCUGUCAUCGGUGGACAUGCACGUGCUGGAGAAGGAGAACCCUUGCCAGCACAUGGUUGGGGACCUGGUCUGGGUGCACAUCCGAGGCAGUCCGCUGUGGCCGUCGAUGAUCACCUACGAUCCGGCGCUGGGCCAGUACAGCAGAGUGGCCACCAAGUUGGCCCAGAUGACCUACACCCUGCGCGGAGUGCGGCUCUACCACGUGCAGUUCUUCAGCGACAACUUCCUCACUCACUGGAUCGCCCCCUCCAGUAUCAUCCCCUUUGAAGGCUUUGACAAACUGAAGGAGUACUUGUUGGACCUCAAGGCCAAGGUGGGUGGGAAGCCUUGUCAGGCUUGUCCGGAAACGCCCCCCUUAUCACGCGCCCAAGACACUCUUUUAUCCACAAUGAUGAGGGAAAUGCGUAAACACAAGAGGGUGCAGUGUGACGGCCUCCUCAAGACACUGGUCCACAUGAACAAGGUGCAGACUGGGCAGAAACACGAGCGCUGGAUGAAGGCCAUCAACGAGGCCAACGUGGCCCUGGAAAUGGACAGGUAUGAGAGGAUCCAGAAAUAUGCUGUGGUGGCCUUGGACGAGAAGAGUGACCCAACCGGCACCCAGCACACUGCCAAACUCUCUUCCAGGGGCCACCGCGGGCCGCGUCGCAACAGGGGGCGGAAGGAGCGGAAGCGUGGGCGGCCGAGGAAGACACCACAGGUUGCCGAAGCGACGAGUAAGCUAAGUAAAACCAGCGAGGACUCGACCGACGGGGAAUUUUCUGGGUUCGACGAGAACAAUGACGGCAACAAAUGUAACAGGCUGGACUUGACCUUCAGGCUGCAUCGGAAGGGCGAGUUCAUGGCCUUUGCCCAGCAGCACCUUGAUGCCUUCAUGCUGGAGAACCCGGGGAUAGCAAAGGAAGCUGCCCUGAGCAAACUACGCUGGAGGUGGCGGAGGGUGACGCAGGGCAGCCGCCGCAGAGGAGUAGCCGGGAAGCGGAAGCACCAGAGAGUUGACGAGACCUUAAAUGGAUGGGAUGACGAGGAUGUGAGCAGCGGCAGUAGUGGCAUCGGCGGCUUAGCAAAACGGCAGCGGAUGGAGGAAGAUGGCGGGCGUGGCGUAUACAAGGUGGUGCGUAACGAGAAGGUGUGCUGCCGCUGUGAGGGCGUCAGUCAGCGCGGGGGCUCUGACAUUGUACGCUGCAAGGGCCUCUGCUGUGGUGUCUUCCAUUUAAACUGCCUGGGUCUUGCCUCCAUGCCGCCAGGGGAUUUCAAGUGCGAGGAGUGCCUGACCGAGCGACACCCUUGCUUCGUCUGUAAGGUGUCGUCAGCACAGCCUGUUCACCGCUGCACCGUGCCUCACUGUGGGAAGUUCUACCAUGACGCAUGUAUCCAGCGCUGGCCACAGGUCUACAAGCAGCGCCAGCAGGAGAAGUUUGUGUGUCCCCGCCAUAUCUGUCACAUGUGUGCUGCCAAUGCGGAUGACAUAGGCGACUCCCAGGCCAGAACACCACCCUUCUCGCGUUGCCUGCGCUGCCCGACGACCUACCACACGGGUGAAGACUGCCUGGCUGCUGGGACGGAGGAGGUCUCCCAGUCAAGCCACAUCUGCACCAAACACCUCCAGCUACCAAAGAAUAUAUCUCACCAUGUCAAUGUGAACUGGUGUUUCUGUUGCUCAAAGGGUGGGUCACUGCUGCUGUGUGACCAGUGCCCGGCUGCCUUCCAUGCUGAGUGUAUGAAGAUAACGGCUCCAGAGGGCGGCUAUGUGUGCGAGGACUGUGAGAACGGCAAAUUCCCAAUGUACGGGGACGUGGUGUGGGUCAAGCUAGGCCUAUACAGGUGGUGGCCGGGCCAGGUUCUACAUCCUAGAUUCAUUCCCGACAACAUUGAGAACCUUCCCCACCAGCAGGGCAUGUUUUGUGUCCACUUCUUUGGCUCAAACGACUACUACUGGGUCACGCGAGGCAGGGCGUUCCUCUACCAAGAAGGGGACAAGGGUUCAAGGGCACAGUCAAGCAGGACCCUGGAGAUACAGUUCCGGCGUGCCCUGGAUGAGGCGCUGGAGGCAUACAGGGAACAGAAGGCCAAGAAGAGCCUGCAGGAAUUGAGGUGGUCUGAAAAGGGCAACCUGAAACCUCCACCAUACAUCCGGAUAGACACCAACCGUCCCGUGGGCAAUGUACGUCUCAGUAAGGUGGACCUGGCGGCCGUCAACCGAUGCGACUGUGAACCAAACUCCGACAACCCUUGCGGCUCUGACGAAAAGUGUCUCAAUAGGAUGCUGAUGUUCGAGUGCAUGCGUGAAGUGUGCGGGGCCGGGGAUCGCUGCGGAAAUCAAAGGUUCCAGAAGAAGAAGUACCCACACUUGUCCAGCUUCAGGACUGAGGACAGAGGUUGGGGUCUGAAAACACUGCAGGACUUGAAGAAAGGAGAGUUUGUGAUCGAGUACGUUGGUGAACUAAUCGACGAUGAGGAGUUCCGUCGGCGGAUCAUCGAGAUGCACGACGUCAAGGAGGACAACUACUACUUCCUCACCAUCGACAAGGACAUCAUGAUUGACGCCGGGCCCAAGGGAAACUUAGCCAGGUUCAUGAAUCACUCCUGCCAGCCAAACUGCGAGACGCAGAAGUGGACGGUGGGCGGAGACACUCGUGUUGGACUCUUUGCCAUCGAGGACAUUCCUGCAGGCUCUGAGCUGACCUUCAACUACAACCUGCAAUGCGUGGGGACGGAGAAGAAGCGCUGUUGCUGUGGGGCCCCGAACUGCAGUGGCUUCAUUGGCGUAAAAGUACAAAAGACGGAGAUCGCCGGGCCCAAGAGGGAGAAAGGCAGCAAGAGGCGGAAAAAACGUCGCCGGGAGACCAAGCUGUCGGAGGACGAGUGCUUCCGCUGUGGGGGCACUGGGGCGCUUAUCCUCUGUGACGGGGUAGGCUGCCCCAAGGGGUACCACCUGGAGUGUCUGGGGCUAGACAAGCUGCCCCGAGGAAAGUGGAUCUGCCCGUGGCACCACUGUGACGAGUGCGGCCAAUGGAGCACAAAGCUGAACAGGUGUGACUUCUGCCCCAACUCAUACUGCCGGCAGCACAUUGCGGGUAACUUGCAGCACAUUCCAGGCCUCGGCACCGUGUGUCAGGACCACAACUCGACAGAUUUGGAAACGCUCAGGGGUCAGACGGGAACAACAGCAGCGACAGGGAACACUGAGGCACGUCAGCACCACAAGUCUGAUGUUGACUCAGACUGUGGGCAGGACAGCUGUGUGUCCGUCCCUCCCUCCCCUGCAACCAUGUCCAGGGACAGCCUCACGCACCAUGAGCCGGAGGACAGGCAAGAAAGGUCUGUGGAUGAUCCUGCAUACCCCAGACCAGCUGGUGACGCCACUGAGCCGCCAAGGUUGAGGCCAGGCAGAGAAGGGUCGCGAUCUCGGUCCAAGGGGACGCCACCACCCCGGGGGUGCCCAGGGGGAGUCAGCGGUGAGAGAGAGUCCCAGAGGAGCAGCAGCAGGGUAAAUGGGCUCACAGUUCAAAGCAAGGCAGCCCGGGGUGUGAAGGAGCUGGACAAGGCGAGACACGUCAAUGAAGCCUGACGCCGGCCUGCCCCUCAAGGCUAUACUUUUAGUUUGUCCAAUAAUACUUUUUGAAUUGAUAGAUAUACAGAAUAAUAGUUUCUAUUUUAUAUCUUUAAUUUAUUGAUUCCUGUAGGUGUAUAAUACUGGCAUAUGAUUUUGCUUCUGUUUAGUAAAAGUGUCAUCACGGCGUGUGGGAGCGUCUGUGCCCAGACACCACAAAGUGCAAGCUAGUCGAGCAUCUGUUACCCAAAGGUGGACGCAAAAUUUUAUAUAUUGUUAUAAUAUAGUGCAUUGGAUACAAUGGACUUCUAAGGCUAGUUUAUUAAUGACUUGUUAUUCCAUUUAUUUGUUUAUUUUUUUCUUUUUCACCCUCAUGGUAGCAUUACUUCAUUAGUUUCCUCUGCUCACGCCCGACCCAAAGUUCUCCGUGGGAGCCGGUUAAAUAAAGCAGUUUUCAUUAAUUGUAUUGUAUAAUAAUUCAGUAAUUUUGUAGCAUGCAGGGGAAAGUGUACAGGUGAAGGUAUUGCAGGCGUGGGGUGAGCUGUGCGGCCUGAGUGCCCACCUGUGUGAAGGCAUGACCUCACCACACAGGGCAGGUGUGGCCUCACCUCACCUCACACUGUUUUACCAUAACUUAGAAAUUCAUGGGAACUGAAAAUUUGUAUACUCUUUUAAUUACAUAUCUAAACUAAGUUCUUUUCUUCAUUGUCAACAUUGUUCAUAUCAUUAAUAUUAUAAUUAUUUAUUAUUCGCUAUGCAAAUUUUUUAAUUUCUUGAAAAUAAGAUGUCUAUGAUAGACGAUAAAUAAAGCCUUUAAUAGGA
Molecule: messenger RNA, 7073 nt
Organism: Eriocheir sinensis (Chinese mitten crab)
Lineage: Eukaryota; Metazoa; Arthropoda; Malacostraca; Decapoda; Varunidae
Gene: NSD
Product: histone-lysine N-methyltransferase NSD2-like
Exons: 19
Coding region: 564-6269 (1901 amino acids)
Biological process (GO): regulation of DNA-templated transcription
Cellular component (GO): nucleus; chromatin
Molecular function (GO): histone H3K36 methyltransferase activity; protein binding
Source: RefSeq, a predicted model, not a curated record